UCAGCCAAUCAGCUGCCUCCUCUGAUGACUUCAGCCAACCAGAAGGCUCCUCUGAUGACUUCAGCCAAUCAGCUGCCUCCUCUGAUGACUUCAGCCAAUCAGCUGCCUCCUCUGAUGACUUCAGCCAACCAGAAGGCUCCUCUGAUGACCUCAGCCAAUCAGCUGCCUCCUCUGAUGACUUCAGCCAAUCAAAGGCCUCCUCUGAUGACCUCAGCCAAUCAGCUUCCUUCUUUGUCUCCUGCUCAGUCUUCAGGUGUUCAGCUAUUAGCCACGCCCCCUCAGAGACCUUCAGAGGCUCCGCCCACCAUGACAUCAUCGACGAACGGCCCUGCCCCCUCCUCGUCCUCACAGGCCCCGCCUACCACUAGCCCCGCCCCCCAGGAGGAGUCAGAGGACGGACCGAAACACAUCUUCUCGUUCAGUUGGCUGAACCAGAAGUGAAACUAUGUGAUCAUAAUGUUCCCCUGAAGCUCGCUCUGUUUUUAUAUUUCCAUCAGUUGUUAAAUUAAAUUGUUGUGGUGAAACUAAAGAGAUUGUAGAAAAUGAAAUAUGAAACUUUAUUUGUUUCUAUAGUUAAAAUGUUUUAUCGGCGGUGGAGGCGUGUGGCGCAGUGGAUAGUGCUUUGGUGUUGGUAUCAGGGGUCAGAGGUUCAAACCCCUCAGCAGUCAGCAUGUCGUUGUGUCCCUGAGACGCUUCACCCCAAAGUGCUCCGGAGAGAUUGCCCACAGGAAGUCACUUUGGAUAAAAGCGCCUAACAAGUAACAUGUAAUGUUAUUGCCAUUAAAAAUCAGCUGUUUCUCACUUCAUGUUCUGACCUGAACUGAAUACUCUGCUCACACCCUGCUGUUGUUGUUGUUGUUGUUGUUGUUGUUGACAUAAGGAUUCAAGGAUCCUAAUGAAGACCGCACCAGUUGAGAGGAAGAGCAGAUAUUUAUUCACAAACAGGGUCAAAAUAAAUGAUCACUUUUUAUAUGAAGACAUUUCAAAAGACUCAAAAAGGAAGAAUCAAGAGUUUAAUCAAAUAAACAAAUGACAUUA
Messenger RNA from Notothenia coriiceps (black rockcod), 1038 nucleotides. RefSeq names its product polycystic kidney disease protein 1-like 3. Bases 25 to 441 code for a protein of 138 amino acids. NCBI's taxonomy places the organism in Eukaryota, Metazoa, Chordata, Actinopteri, Perciformes, Nototheniidae. The transcript is spliced from 2 exons. The record is from RefSeq and is a predicted model, not a curated record.